AGAGCGCUGACAGGCAGCAGGCUUACAGGCUCCAGGCUUACAGGCUCAGCUCAGGCUGUGUCCGGGGAUCGUCGCUGUCACUGUCGCUGCUCCUGCUGUUGUUGUUGUUGUGGUUUUUGCCGCUUCCAGUCCACGUUGUCCGGAUACAAAGUGACAACAGAGCGGGAUUUAAUCUUCGGUGCAGGACGCAGAAACAACAGCAAAGUGUUUGGGGAGGACGCGCUGAGCUUUUUCUCCGGUCUCCGGUUGUGAUCAGCGGACAGUCGGUUGGGUGAGACUCUGACUGAGAGGCUAACAACCGAGUGCCGUUUAACUGCAUGAAGAGGCUGAGUGACAGGACUUUGGUCCUCACCUAGACCCCUCGAACAACCUCCUGACUGCCUGGACAUGAGGUCAUUUCGAUCGUUUGCCAAUGAUGACCGCCACGUUAUGGCCAAGCAUGCCAGCAUUUAUCCGGCCCCUGAAGAGCUGGAGGCCGUCCAGACACUGGUGUCCACCGUGGAGGGAGCGCUCAAGAAGGUUUCUGAUUGGAUGAAUGGCCUCAGCAAAACCUCAGGGAUCGCUUCCAGCAGUAACGAAGCCGGGGAUGACAUGUCAAAGGAUGACGAGGCUGAGACAAAGCCGAUCGGCACAUCAUCAGUGCUGUGUGGGGUGACACGUGUUGGCCUGGUGGCCAAAGGUCUGCUAAUCAAAGGGGACAUGGACCUGGAGUUGGUGCUGAUGUGCAUAGAGAAACCCACCAAGCUGCUGCUUUACACCAUCAGUGCCAACCUCCCCCUGCAGAUCCAGACAAUGACGGACGACAAAUACGAGGUGCGGUCAUGUGUGCCCGAGGCAGCCAUCCAAGUAUGCACCACCAAAGAGCCCCAACUCACCCUGAAGAUCACCCUCUCCUCCUUAGCCAUGAGGGAGAAGCACAGCACCACAGGAGAAGAAGAUUGCAAUGUCAAGGACAGACAGGAGGAGGAGGAAGAAGAAGAGGCGGAUGUCCUGGACCGGCAGAAGUGUCGGGCUGCACUGGCUUUACUCCGACAUGCCAAAUGGUUCCAGGCCAGAGUUGCAGACCUGAAGUCCUGCGUCAUUGUUUUGAGGAUUCUCAGAGACAUGUGCAACCGACUUCCUGUGUGGCAGCCUCUCAAGGGAUGGCCUCUGGAGCUGAUCUGUGAAAAGGCCAUAGCCACCUGCAAUCGGCCACUUGGUCCAGGUGAAGCCCUGCGCCGCGUUCUGGAGUGCAUCGCCUCAGGAAUCCUCCUACCAGGAGGUCCAGGAGUUCACGAUCCAUGUGAGAGGGAACCCACAGACGUCCUGACUGAGCUCAGCGCCCAGCAGGCUGACGCCAUCACACACAGCGCUCAGCAUGCGUUACGCCUCCUUGCCUUUGGACAGCUGUACAAAGUCUUGAACAUGGAUCCUCUUCCAGCCAGCAAGCCCUCACCAAGACUGUUAGAAGGCAGCUGUCAGAAGAGGCUCCGGGAGGACGUUGGGUCAGAAGACAGAGACUUCAUAAAAAGGCUGAAAGUCCUGGACUGGAGGAUGACGGAUCCAAACCACCCCAUGAAUGCUCUGAUGCGACUAAACCAGAUCCACCCUGGCCUUCAGUACCGCCUGCAGUCACAGUCUGGCCCAGUCCAUGCUCCAGUCUUUACCAUGUCCGUGGAGAUCCAGGGAACCACCUACCAGGCCACCGGGAACUCCAAGAGGACUGCCAAGCUCCAAGUUGCCCUCAAGGCGCUCCAGGCUCUUGGCUACGUGCUCAGCAGUGACGGAGAUGUGGACUCACUGAGCGCCGAUGAGAAGUCAGAUGGCGAGGGCAAGAAUGACAGGAUGUCCACCAGCUCCAGCUCCACCUCCAUCACCUCCUCCACAGACACACAGGAGUCCAGAGCUCCGGGUCCAAUCCUGACAGCGGGAGGUAAAAACCCAGUCAUGGAGCUGAAUGAGAAACGCCGUGGCCUCAAAUAUGAGCUGAUAUCAGAGAGUGGGAGCAGCUAUGACAAACGCUUCAUCAUAGAGGUGGAAGUGGACAAGCAGGUUUUUCGGGGUACUGGUCCCAAUAAGAAAGUAGCCAAGGCCAGCGCUGCGCUAGCCGCCCUAAACAGCCUCUUCUCUGGCUCCAAAUCUUUGACCAACAAGAAGAAACGGCCAAACCCUCAACCAAAGCGACCCGUGGCCUCGGUGCUGACACUCCCAGCACUCGCCACCAGACCUCCACGAGUCCCCAUAAUCCCCAGAGCUCCCUACAUCAGCACCCCACCCACACAUGGGUACAUCCCUCCAGGUUUUGGUACUCCUUAUGGUUACAGCCCAGCAGGCACCCUUCCUGCUUAUGGUUUCCCUUCCAGAAUGCCCUCAGUAGUUGUCCCUGUCAUCAGAGUCCCCACAGCUUACCCCAUCUCCCACCUCUUCCCCUAUUAGGACUCUUCCCUCACCCACCUCACAGGAAAUCACUUUGUUAAAGGAAUAUCCUUGGCAGUGUAUUCACAACACUGCAGUCCACAAUCUUUUAAACCAGCAGUACUGUUGGAAUAUUGCUUAUUCCCUCUGCGCUGCAGUAAAGCAACAGCUACAUUGAUUUGGCUGCUUGAGAGUUUUGUGGCCAUGUUGUUAUUGUGGAAACACAGAGGGUGACAAACAAUUCUGCUCUGUGUGUAAACUGAUCAGGUAAAUAUUACAAAGUACAGAACUAAACAUCUACUUUAAAUUAGAUUUUACUAAAGGGAACUAAUUAACCACCCAGCACAACAAACAGACCCUAAAGAAAAGCAAACUAAAUUAAUAACCACUCAAUACUCUUCCUCUUAACAUUAUAGAACACAAACUACUCAAUAAAUAUAAGAUGGAAACUAAGAAACUAAAUGAACAUCAACUAAUACCCAGAUUAUAGAACCAAAAAGAAAACAACUCUAAAGACUAUUAUAAAAUCAAUCAUUGUUAGGAAAUAAACUUGGUUAUAAAGUUUCCAAAUCUAAAUAUCCACCAUUAUACACUAUUUAUGGCUUGUUGGCAAGAAAACAUGAAAAAAAACAAAAAAAAAAUGCUUUGUAAGGAAACAGACUUCUAAAUAUGCAAUACAUGCACUUAGGGAAUAAAUGAGUAAACAUCUUCUAUAGGGAACUUGUAAACUUAUUAACUAAAACCUACUAAAUACUCAAAGUAGGGAACUAAAGAACUUACAAGUAAUAAACAACUACUAAACAGUGACUGUAGGGAACACCAACAACUAAAUACACAAAUGCCAAAAAAGCAAAUAGGUACAAGCCUCCUACUAGAUAAUUACUGCCUGAGUGAUUAUCUUUCAGGUGGUAACAAGUUAUUUAACUCCAACAGAUGCAAUGAGGAGCUUCUCAUUUCUUAAACAACCAUGUGGAAAGACUCAUCCGUGGUCAUGGAAAAGAAGUUAGUGUGUUUGAGAAGAGUCAAAUCAUUGGCAUGAAUCGAGCACAGAAAACAUCAAAGGAGACUGAAGCAGAAACCUCUAACCCCUGUAACUGUCCCACAAAUUAUUGCAAACGGGAAGGAUAGUGAGGAACCAUUGUCUUCCAGGAAGAAAUGUAUUCAGAAAAAAAUCCUGAUUGAUGGUGAUCGGCGAUCACUUAAACAUUUGGUGAAAUCAAAUAAAAAAAAAGCAGCAGUAGAACUCAGGGCUAUGUUUAAUAGUGAAAAUAAGAACAUUUCCACAUGUACAAUGUGUGAAGGGAAGGCAGCUGUGUAGCCUUAAGAAACCCACUAAUCAGGCUAACCAGGAAGAAGGCUUCACUUUGCCAGGGAGCAUAAAGAUUGGACGCUGAGCAAUGAAGGAAGGUCAUGUGGUCUGAUUAAUCUAGAUUUACCCAGAUGAAGACAGAUGAAGCGCUCCCAUCAUGCCUAGUGUCUACUGUACCAGUCUGUGGGGUCAGUGCUAUGAUCUGGGGUUGCUGCAGUUGCUCAGGUCUAGGUUCAGCAAUAUUAUGCCCAAAUAAUGAGCUCAGCUGACUACCUGAACAUACUGAAUGAACAGGUCAUUCUAUCAAUAGAUUUUUUCUUCCCUGACGGUACAGCGAUAUUCCAAGAUGGCAAUGCCAUGAUCCAUUGGGCUCAAAUAGUGAAAGUGUGGUUCAGGGAGCAUGACACAUAAUUUUCACACAUGGAUUGGCCACCACAGAGUCCAGACCUGAACCCCACUGAGAAUCUUUGGGAUGUGCUGAAGAAAGCUUUGUGCAGUGGUCACUCUCUCAUCAUCAAUACAAGAUGAAAGUCUGAGUUUACUGGUGGAAAUAAGGAUUGGUGGAAAAUGAAUGCAACACUGGAUGGAAAUAAAUCCUGUGACAUUGCUGAAGCCUCUUAUCCAAACAAUGUCACAAAGAAUGUGUGCUGUCAAAGCGCUGGUCCAACAAAAUAUGUGUGACCUUUUUCUGGUGGUGACUUUUUUUGGGAGGCAAUGCAUAACAUGUAGAAAACUAAACAACAUAACAUACACCAGCUACUUAAUAUUGACAGUAAAGAACUAAAGGCACUCUAGGGAACCAAAAAUGAGAAACAAUUAAAUGUAAAAUGUAGGAAACUAAAUAUCAUGUGAGUGAGAUUUAACCCAACAUUCAUAACAGAGUUUGAAAACUGUCUAUUUGGGUAAUUGUAAACACAUUUCCAACACAGCAGUAAGAAACUAAAGAAAAGGGAAUUAAUUAACACCAAUGUAGCUGAUCAGAGCUUAUUUGUCACAAGGUUUGUUAGUCCUUUAACAUUUUCUCCCGUCUAUGGCUGAAACUUCUUAUGUAUUUUAGUUUCUCUCUUUUCUAAGUGCAGAGAGAAAAAAAAGGUUUGCAAUAAUCGGUUGCACUGAGAAUCCUUUUCCUUUUGUUUGGGCCUCAGAUGUUUACAGUUACUGCGUAUGAGCCAUUUUAUGUUGACAUUAAAUACAUUCUUACCCUUGACAUUUUAUUUUGGCCUGUUUGUAGGCAAUAUUCUUUAUAAUAAAUGAAUAUUUUUCUCAAGUAAGUUGUGGUUCAUGAUGAUGUUCAAGAGUUGCCGUGAUCCAGUUUUUGCAUGCACAAGCUUCUACUGAAAAUAUACUUUUGGAAUAUUAACUUGGUUCACUAUGUUCAAUGGUAUAAAUGUUUGGUUACCUACAUUCACCUAUUGAAUUUUAAAGUAAAUUAGACUUGUAAAUUAAACUGUAUCAUAGAAAAAACUCAAUUCUUCCACCUCAUGUGUCGACCGAGGGUUCAAAAAGAUAUCUCUGUUAUUAUACGUUAAAUUUUAACACAUCGUUUUUAUCAGUUGUAAUAAUAAGAUGUUCUCACAUUUUAUUAGUUAAUGGCACAGCAGCCAAAUAUUCAGAUGACAUAUCUGUCAUACUGCUGAUAUUAAUAAACGUGACAAGCUCCACUAAAGCCACCUAAUUAUCCUGACAUUUAAGGAUCCUGCAAAGCAAUUAAGAACAAUUAUGUCUGAAACCAACAGCAGCUAUGAUAUAGUUGGCAUGUACAAACUAUAUCCUGCUUUUAACUGAUAGAAAACAUCUUACUUUAAUGAUGUCACAAAUGUCACAGGAGCAAUUAAUGAACCAAUACAGGUUAAUAUGCUGUUUAACCAAUAAGUUAACCACUGACUCUGGGUUUAUUGUGCAGUUGAGCAACAACUGUACUGCUACUCAAAGCACUUUUAUAGUCACAGUGACACAUGUCUGCAUGUGCUCACAUAAGCUCGCACCUAUGUGAAAUGUCUUGGUUAAGCAAGCAUCAGCAGGUUCCAGGGGUCAAACCCCUAAUUCUCUGGUUUGUGGACAUACCACUCUACCCACUGAGCAGGUUGUUCACGCCCCCAAGUAAAUGUUUUCUUUGGUGUUCAUAUCGUGCCAUAAUUCGACGCUCCAGAAAAAAAUGUUUUGAAAUGCUGAAGGUCUCUGACCAUCCGAUGAAUAAUGAAUUGCAUAUCUGACACUGCCUUUUGAAAGCUUGCACAACAAAGGUCUGAAAAAAAAAAAAGAAUAUGUCAGAAUAUGAGACCACCUAGACAUACCUAGAGAAAAAAAUACCCCUGCAUCAAUUGGAUAGUCUUAGAACCGAUCAGAACCACAAAUUCAACUCCAGGGUGCUCAUCAUGUGACUGUGCGGCUGUUACACUUCUUUCCUAAUUAAGUUGAACAGAUGUGAAAAUUUGAUUUGAAAUGGGUUCCUAAUUCAUGCAUAUCACGUUAUUUAGUUAACUAAAAGAUGAAUCAAUUAUAUGCCAUUAAAAGAUGAGACAUUCUGAGAAUACCCAGCUUUAAUGAUUACAGCAGAGGUGAGAUCACCGAUUAUUCAGUACAAGUAGUUCAUCAACUAAAGGUUUUAACCUCAGACAGCUUCGCUGUGACACUGAUAAUGACGUUUUAACUUUAACAGCAGUUCUUGGUUCAGACCGGUUCUCACGUGUGCUCACAUACGUUCAUCUGUUAACUCAUAUUGGUCAUCUCUGUUUCUGUUAACAUGCUUCAUGUCUGUUGUCUGUAGGCGGCCUGUACAUCGACAAUGCCUAUUACCAACCACAGACCAUAGCCACCCCUAUAAUCAUCCACCUGGGGCCUCAGGAUCUUUUCUGACCACGCCGCUGUACCAAGGCCUAAAUAAAACCUUAAGGUCUUGUCGGCACGUCUCGACUACUGUGGUGCUGCUAUUCUGGGAUCCUAAGCAGCAAUACUGAAAGCAAUAUGAAAGAAGAGAACCUCGCGACAAAGGCUUCAGUGAAGAAGACUUUUUUCAAACACAAAGCAAUACUUCUUCUGCCUUUGGGAAUCUCAGCGAAUUCCCAUCUAAACUCAGACUAUCCAUGUGAACUGAUGUAUGUAAAUACAACAUUCAUUAUCUGUAUAUGGAUGUGCGUGUUUUGAAUAUAUAUAAACAUGUUAAUAGAUUUAAAUAUAUCACAAGUUUAUAAUCUCUUAAUGUACAUACAGUACUAUGUUUGUAUUUAAAGCACUGUCAAAUAUCUAUUAAUAUAACAUUUUACAGAUUCUCUAUAACACUGUAUUGGUAUAUUGAUGUUAUGUUAUCCCACAUUAAAAAUGACUGCAUAUAAUAGAUUUAAUUUUGGUUUCUACUUCUGCAUCAGACUAUGCUAAUGCAUAAAUCUGGCUUAACUGGUCAUUUUUCCAAUCAGAAGGCAGAUACAGCGCUGCUUAAAUGAUUUUGUGUGAUUCAGAAUUUUCUACAUUUGUAAAUAAAAAUUACAAAAGAACAUCAGCGAAUCUCACAAAAGUCCCGAAAGUAUACAAAUGGAACUGAAAUGAAACAGGAAUAUUUUACUUGUGUAUUUGGGAAAAAAUGUCAGUGUUGCAUAUCUUUGAGUUGCAAAAGUAGGUGAACCUGUUGUUGACCUCAAAUCAAUGUGUCUUCAAUCAAUGUAACGGGACUCGGAUGUGGUUCACUGCCCGUUCAGUUUUGUUUUGUUUUGUUUUUUAAAUCAUCUUUGUGGUGGUGUAUAAUGGAAAUGACAAAGAGCUUUCUGAAGAAAAAAAAAAUCUACAAAUCUGAAUUAUUCCAAUGAAUUCUAAAAGAAAAUGUCGGGACAUCCAUCUCUGAGUCAUGCGGCAAGAUAACGACCCCAAGAACACAAGACUUUUUACAACACAGUGUUUAAAGAAGAUCAAAAUGAAAAAUUACCAAGUCAUAGUCUGGACCUUAAUGAAAAAAAAAAUCCAAUCCAAAAGAAAUGAUGUGGAAGGACCUGAAGCAAGCAGUUCAUGUGAGGAAGCCCACCAACAUCUCAGAACUGAAGUGAUUCUAGACUGAAGAAUGGAAUAAAAUUCCUGCAGUAGACAAGUGAUCAGCAGUGGAAACGUUUAGUUGUUGUUUAGUUGCUCAAGGCGGUCACACUAGGUAACGAAAACAAGGGUUCACUUACUUUUGCAGCCCCCUGAUGAUCAUAGUGUACUGAUUUCUUUCCUUGAAUACAUGCACAUGUAUAAUAUGUGUUUAAUUUGCUUAAUUGGAAGUCAAGUGAUGUUUUGAGUCAUUUUUAUGCAGAAAUGUGAAAUAACUACGCAAAAAUAACACAUACACAAACAAAAGCGUCACGCUAAUUAUUUUCCAUUUUUCUGCACACUGAAAUAUUUUUCUUCAAAAAUUAUUCAAAUAAGACAUAAUAAAUUCUCUAAAUAAUUUAAUUUAAACAAAAAUGUUGGCCACUGUUGGCAUAAACUGUUGCAGAUGUUCAUGAACAGAAACCUGUUAGAAAUCUCAUAUUUAUCAGUACAAUCAUGAUGUAUGUAGUUUAGGAUCAAACUGAAAUGAACUGAGAAACUGUUUUAAAUAACAAAGAAUGUCUUCAAAUAAAUAUAUUUGAAGAGAAA
Molecule: messenger RNA, 8308 nt
Organism: Mugil cephalus (flathead mullet)
Lineage: Eukaryota; Metazoa; Chordata; Actinopteri; Mugiliformes; Mugilidae
Product: spermatid perinuclear RNA-binding protein-like
Exons: 18
Coding region: 388-2415 (675 amino acids)
Cellular component (GO): precatalytic spliceosome
Molecular function (GO): single-stranded RNA binding; double-stranded RNA binding
Source: RefSeq, a predicted model, not a curated record